Molecule: messenger RNA, 3067 nt
Organism: Sceloporus undulatus (fence lizard)
Lineage: Eukaryota; Metazoa; Chordata; Lepidosauria; Squamata; Phrynosomatidae
Gene: HAUS3
Product: HAUS augmin like complex subunit 3
Exons: 5
Coding region: 330-2147 (605 amino acids)
Biological process (GO): spindle assembly; centrosome cycle
Cellular component (GO): centrosome; mitotic spindle; HAUS complex
Source: RefSeq, a predicted model, not a curated record
GAUGGAGCUGGUUUGAAUCCCGCCCGGCGCCCAUCCGAGAGUGGCGUCAGUUCGUUCCCGGGUUUUCCGAAGUGCAGCUUUUAUAUAAUCCCCCCCUCAUCAACCGUUCCUUCCGUUGUCAAUUGGGGCCCAUAUCCAGGCGGGUCUCCUGGGUGUCCUCCUCGGAAGAAAGCCUGCGUCCAGAGUAAGGAAGAAGGGGAGCCAGCCACACUUACUCCCAGAAAUAUAUGUAAAACUUUCUGUUGAUUACUCUGUACUUUUGAUUAUGAUAGAUACUUUGGAAGUUUACUGGCAAACAUCUGUAACUAUCAGGCGGACAGCUGAAGACCAUGGAUUGUGGAAUUCAGUUUGUUGAAACACUAAAGAGGAUAGGAUAUCCCAAGGCACCUUUUCUUAAUGGAGAAGACUUUGACUGGUUAUUUGAGACUUUGGAAGAUAAGUCAUUUCUGGAAUGGUUUUGUACAAGUCUUAAUGAGCACCAAGUAAUUUCUGAAGAAGAGUUGCAAUCAUUUAAUAUUCUUCUUAAGUCAUCAAAGCCAGUAUUGGAAGAAGAGGCUCUAGAUGAAGUUCUUAAGACAUGUAAAUCUAUGGAAUUAAGCACCAAUAAUUAUGAUGAUGAUGAAGAUGAAGAAAAGCUUAAAACAUUGCAAGAUGAAUUUCAUGCUCUUCAAAAGAUGAAACAGCUAAAGACUAACCGCCUUAACAAACUUCAAAUGGUAGCUUCAACCAGUAGCCUGAUGUCUCUGAAGCUUAAAGAGAGGAGUGAAGAAAUACUUAAAAAUGUGAAAGAGGGGCAAGGGGGUUUCAUUGCUUUAAAUACAAAGAUAAAUAAUGAGUUGCAGUCUCUUACUGAAGGCGUUGAGAAGCUAACAUCUUUCCUUAUGGUUGCACCUCAACAACAACAUCUAGGUACUCAUUCUGUAUUGCUAGCUCAACAUGACUUAGAUAAAUACUUGCAUCAGGAAGAAGAGAGCACCACAUCUCUUACUCUCUAUACAAAAAAGCAGUUUUUUCAUGGCAUGUCUGAAUUGGUUGAAAGUUCUAAUGAAGAAAAUUUCCAGCUUCUAGAUAUGAGGAAUUCUUUCACUUGUGAAGAAAGCAGUGAUGUUUUUGAAAAAAGACUAGAGUUGACCAGGCUGCAGAUGGCAUAUAUUUGUGCUCAGCACCAAUUGAUUCAACAGAAGUCUAAGAGUCUAAGCAUAAAAUCAGGUCUUCAAUGGGCAAAGGAAAAUAUUUCUUCUUUAAAGAAGAGUACUGGAAAAGAAGAAUUUGAAGCUAGAAUUUCUAGCUUGAACAAUGACAUUUCAAAAUUAAAAAAACAUUUGGCUCACAUAAACAGUGAAACCCUACCUUUGCUGAUAAAGAAGGAUGCAGAGUUAUUGAAUAUGCCAGUGGUGAGAGGUGACUUUGAUCUGCAGAUUGCUCGACAGGAAUACUACAUAUCAAAACAAGAUCAGAUUUGUCACCAGCUCAUUAAACAGAAGGCAUCAUUUGAAUUUCUUCAGCUGGCUUAUGAAAUUGAGUUAAGAAAACUUAGGGAUUACAGCCGUCUGCUAGAAAAUAUGGUUCAAGAUCUGAAACAGAGCAGUGACACUUUGGCACAUACACUAGAAACAAUGUCUGACCCAUCUAUUUCCCAUCAUAAAAUAGUAAGAAGCACUGUUGAUUUGAAGGAUCAUGCAACACAAAGGUUAUAUCGGCUUCUUGAAGGGAAGAAUCUAAAACAGUUGUUCAGAACACACGAAGGCCUUGAAAAGAUGUCUGAAGAAUUACAUCUAGAUACAGUGUCAAUACUUGAUCGGUUAACAGUCAUUAAUAAGGAUCAAAUACUACUUCUGUCAAAGAUUGAUGCCGAUGUAAUUGCCCUUCGCGAUGCUAUGUACCAAAGUGGGGAAAGCAUCUGCCUGAGUAAUCAGGAACUGGCUGAGCAAUUUCAGCGGUUGGAAUUCCAGCUGAAUAAAUUAAAUCAGCUUAUUAUGGAUCUUCUUGCUGACAUAAAGGCUAAGAAGAAGGUGUUGGAGAAUAAUAAGAUGCAACAGGUGGAAAGAAAACUGUGUGUGUACUUUUUCAAAGAUGAAGAAUGCUUGAAGAAUGUUGUUGAAAGACUGGAGCAACAAGUUAAGACACAGCCUGUGUCUUCAAGAUAGAAGUUUAAGCUGAUAUGAUUUUAUAAAAAUGAUUUGAAUUCUUUGCUGAACGUUGAAAUGUGACAAAUGCAAGAAUAGCCAGAUGUGUUAUUUCUGUAGCAGCAAGUAAUCACAUGGGAUGAGUGAAGAACCACAAUACUGUACUUAUUUUAAAAGUUAGGUAUCCUGCACAUUUUUAGGAAGGAAUAAACAGGAAAAACAUGUUUGUAACAAGUCUACAUAGACUUGUUACAUGGUGUUCUGUGUUCAUUGUACAGUUUUAUAGGAGGUAUUUUGCCACAUUUGAUUUUACUCUAGAGGAAGAACAACUCAAAAUUGUUCCAUUGCCUUUCCCCCUACCUCCAGCACCUCAGAGAUAACAGUUGCAUCAUUAAAGCUUUAUGUUAUUACAAAAUAGACCACACGGGUGAUUUUUAGUAUACUGUACCUGGUUAGGCCUAAUGCUGGUACAGAUGUCAGUCAGACGUCAUCUGCUUUGUAUUUAACUCUGCUGACAUCCUGUACUAUACUUUUAAACCGCCUUCCCUACUUGAUGCUUGUGAGAUGAAUUAGCAUGCCCAUCACCCCUGGAGCAUAGCAGAUUAGGGAAGGUUGUUUCACAAGCUGUCUGCUGCUGUAGAAAAAUAUAGCACAUGAUGGCUGCGAUCCUGUAUUUAGUUAGGAAUUCUUUCUGAAUUUGACUUGAUUCUAAAUAUGUGUGUGUAGGAGUGCAUUGUGCUUAUGUAUGAUGCUGAACAGUAGUCAUUUCUCUUAGAUAUAAUAGAAUGAGAGAGUAGGGCCAAAGUCCUAAGCAUACUUACCUGCAUAGUGCUGGAUAAAACUGCCAAGUUUAAACAUGUUUUACAUUCAAAACUGUAAAUAUUGUUUCUAACAAAGUGAUUGUAAUAUUUAUGCAAAUACAUUUUUUAACAUUUCUGUGG